Sphaerodactylus townsendi is the source of this 6047-nucleotide messenger RNA. RefSeq names its product glycogen phosphorylase B (gene PYGB). Bases 343 to 2874 code for a protein of 843 amino acids. NCBI's taxonomy places the organism in Eukaryota, Metazoa, Chordata, Lepidosauria, Squamata, Sphaerodactylidae. The record is from RefSeq and is a predicted model, not a curated record. Gene Ontology annotation, cellular component: cytoplasm. Gene Ontology annotation, biological process: glycogen catabolic process. Gene Ontology annotation, molecular function: glycogen phosphorylase activity; pyridoxal phosphate binding. The transcript has 20 exons.
UCCCACAAGCAGCCGGCGACCAGGGGCUGCCGACUCCGUCUUGUUUAGGAAGCGGCCCUGUUUUUCACACCGCGCAGGCGUGCCCCCUUCUCGUUGCCGCAGCGAAGCUUGAGUGGGAGGAGGCUCGGGGCUGCCUGCCUGCCUCUGCUUCGGUCACCCGCUCAGCCCUGCGCCCCGCAUCCAUCCGGAGCUUGCAAAGUAGCAACAGCAGCAGGAGGUGGAGGAAAGGAAACAGCCGCCUGCCUUCUCUGCGGAAGCGAAGCGCUCGGCUUGCAAGGGCCCUUAACAUCUGCCCCAGCCCUCCUCCUUGGCAGCAAAGCAGCCGCUGCUGGGCGAGCCAGGAUGGCCGUUCCGCUGACCGACAGCGAGAAAAGGAAGCAGAUCAGCGUGCGGGGCAUCGCCGGGCUUGGCGAUGUGGCCGAGAUCCGCAAGAGCUUCAACCGGCAUCUGCAUUUCACGCUCGUCAAAGACCGGAACGUGGCCACCCCGCGGGAUUAUUAUUUCGCUUUGGCACAUACGGUCCGAGAUCAUUUGGUGGGACGCUGGAUCCGGACGCAGCAGUAUUAUUAUGAGAAGGACCCCAAGCGUAUUUAUUACCUAUCUUUGGAAUUCUAUAUGGGCCGAACACUUCAGAACACGAUGGUGAACCUGGGUUUGCAGAAUGCCUGUGAUGAAGCAAUUUAUCAGCUUGGAUUGGACCUGGAAGAGCUCGAAGAGAUUGAAGAAGAUGCUGGCCUUGGCAAUGGAGGCCUGGGGCGUCUAGCAGCUUGCUUUCUCGACUCUAUGGCAACGCUAGGACUUGGGGCCUACGGCUAUGGCAUCCGCUAUGAAUUUGGCAUUUUUAAUCAGAAGAUUGUUGAUGGCUGGCAGGUAGAAGAAGCUGAUGAUUGGCUACGUUAUGGAAAUCCUUGGGAAAAAGCCCGCCCAGAGUACAUGCUCCCUGUGCACUUCUAUGGCCGAGUGGAACACACUCCAGAUGGCGUCAAAUGGGUUGAUACUCAGGUAGUACUUGCCAUGCCUUAUGACACACCUGUUCCAGGAUACAAGAACAAUACGGUCAACACUAUGAGACUGUGGUCUGCCAAAGCUCCCAAUGACUUCAACCUUGAAGAGUUUAAUGUCGGUGAUUAUAUCCAGGCCGUGUUGGACAGAAACUUGGCUGAAAACAUCUCCAGAGUACUAUAUCCAAAUGAUAAUUUCUUUGAAGGGAAAGAGCUGCGUUUGAAACAGGAAUACUUUGUGGUAGCAGCCACUCUCCAGGAUAUUAUACGACGAUUCAAGUCUUCCAAGUUUGGCUGUCGGGACCCCGUCAGAACCUGUUUUGAAACUUUCCCUGACAAGGUUGCCAUCCAGCUAAAUGAUACCCAUCCUGCCCUUGCUAUUCCUGAGCUCAUGAGAAUCCUUGUUGAUGUUGAAAAAAUGGAUUGGGAUAAGGCUUGGGAAAUCACAAAACGAACCUGCGCUUAUACCAACCAUACGGUGCUGCCUGAAGCCCUGGAACGGUGGCCUGUCUCUAUGUUUGAGAAGCUCCUGCCAAGGCACCUGGAGAUCAUUUUUGAGAUCAACCAGAAACAUCUGGAUCACGUGGCGGCUCUUUUCCCGGGAGAUAUUGACCGCCUCCGAAGGAUGUCUGUGGUUGAGGAAGGUGACUGCAAGAGGAUCAACAUGGCCCACCUGUGUGUUAUUGGUUCUCAUGCAAUCAACGGUGUGGCCAGGAUCCAUUCGGAAAUUGUGAAGAAUUCUGUGUUCAAAGAUUUCUAUGAGCUGGAGCCAGAGAAGUUUCAGAACAAGACUAAUGGUAUCACUCCUAGGCGGUGGCUUCUGCUAUGCAACCCAGGGCUCUCUGAUGUCAUUGUGGAGAGAAUUGGAGAGGAUUUCAUAACUGAUCUGAGCCAGUUGAAGAAGCUGUUGGAUUUUGUCAAUGAUGAGGCCUUUAUCAGAGAUGUAGCCAAAGUUAAACAGGAGAACAAGCUGAAGUUCUCUGCUUACUUGGAAGAACAAUACAAGGUGAAGAUCAACCCUUCCUCAUUGUUUGAUGUGCAUGUCAAGAGGAUUCAUGAGUACAAGAGGCAGCUCCUCAAUUGCCUACAUAUCAUCACUCUCUAUAACCGUAUUAGAAAAGACCCCAAAAAAUCCUAUGUGCCAAGAACUGUUAUGAUUGGAGGAAAGGCUGCUCCUGGCUACCACAUGGCAAAAAUGAUUAUUAAACUGAUCACAUCCAUUGGGGACGUUAUCAAUAACGAUCCUUACAUAGGAGACAGACUGAAAGUUAUCUUCUUGGAGAACUACAGAGUGUCCCUUGCUGAGAAAGUGAUUCCAGCUGCAGACCUAUCUGAACAGAUCUCCACCGCUGGAACUGAGGCUUCAGGAACAGGAAAUAUGAAAUUCAUGCUGAAUGGAGCCCUCACCAUUGGAACCAUGGAUGGCGCCAAUGUGGAGAUGGCAGAGGAAGCCGGAGAAAAGAACCUCUUCAUUUUUGGCAUGCGGGUGGAGGACGUGGAGGCCAUGGAUAAGAAAGGGUACAGUGCCAAAGAAUACUACGACAGGAUCCCAGAGCUCAGACAAGUUAUUGAUCAAAUUAGUAGCGGCUUCUUCUCACCCAAUGAUCCCGGUUGCUUCCGAGAUGUUGUCAAUAUGCUGAUGUACCAUGACAGGUUUAAGGUGUUUGCUGAUUAUGAAGCCUAUAUCAAGUGUCAAGGACAAGUGGACCAGUUGUUCAUGAACCCCAGAGAGUGGACUAAAAAGGUGAUCAAGAACAUUGCAUGCUCUGGCAAGUUUUCCAGCGACAGGACAAUCACGGAAUAUGCCAGAGAAAUCUGGGGAGUGGAGCCUUCUGCUGUGAAGAUUCCCCCACCCAACAUCCCCAGGGAGUAAUCAGCUGCAGAGAUGCAUGCAGACACUCUGGGCGGCUUGCCACUGAGGAGCUUCUGCUUCCCCACAGAUUUUCCGCAGAUGACUUCAACGUGCAUUUUACCACUUGUCAAUAGUCUCAUAUUUAUAAAAGACAUGGAGGUUACUUGAAGUGAGGAUGGCUGGUCCUCCAGCUGAGGGUGGUGGUGAUGGGAGAAGAGAUGUGGGGAAGUGUUGACCAAAAUCCAGCUUACUAUUGGGAGGGGGGAGGACAAGAUCUGAAGCAAGGAGCUCAAAUCAGAUUGAGCAAUUCUCUGUGUUAAUGCUCACAUUUAACCAAUCCAGUUUAUUUGCAUGUGUUUUAUGUCAAGAAGGUACCUAAAUUUUCAGACUCUUACGUUCACCUCAAGUCCUCCUGCUUAGUAACCAAGGAGUUUCCUAAGUCUAUUUGGCUGUAGUGGGUUGAAUUAUUCCCUCUGAAUAAACAGGUGCUACCCUCUGGGGGAAUGCUACCAAAAGAGAGCCCUUUUAUGACACCCCCACCCACCCCCAAGUACAUUUUCCCAGUUCCUUGUCAUGGAUUUCUGUUCCAUCAGUCGUAAACCCCUGAUGACCACAUGUGGUUCUCAUUAACCAUUUCAGUGAGCAAUUUGCAUGCACUGUAAUGAAUGAUGUUAUUAAGAAUAUUUUAAAAUUAAUUCCUUGGAAGAGUUGGCCAUGAGACAUGUGAAUAGCAUUCAACAAUGUUAGCAUGAAUGAUGUUAAUAUUGUUGAAUGCAGAACAGCCCAUUGUGGCAUUAUUAAUGAAAGGCUGCACACAGAAUACACUGUGAAAGCACAAGGGCCUUCUCUUGGCACCAUCUUUGUAAGGCCAGACCUACACCAUUUAUGACCCAUAAAGCUGAACAGAACCCACCAGACCUGUGUUACAUGAUCUGCCAUGUGCUUGACUAUCCCAAGGUGAGCAGUAAAUACGGGAUGUUCAUUGUGUAAGCUUCAUUUGACGUGGCAACUUACAAAUGGAACAGCCCUUUCAAAGUAGUCAAGGAAAGUUUAUUAUAGUCUCAUUUCUGCUGUAGCCAGAAGUUUGACCUUGUAGCAAUCCUGUCUCCAUUUCCAACUCAGUAGCCUUCAUGUCUCAGCAUGUCUCACAUUCCUACCUUAAUAAAAUAAAAAACUCCUGCUACUCGAAACAUUUGAAGUUUUAACUUCAGGUAAACAUUUGCUUUAUUUUGUCUGUAUUUGUUCUCCCAUGUGAGCUGGUAACUGAGCAGAUGACUGACAUGUCAGUAUAUAACUGUUUGGGGAAAUUUGCAAUUUGGGGGAGAUUUUCCCAUUUGUGCCUAGACUGGCAAUGUAAUUUGCACUUUUUAAAUGUAAAAUGCCAGCAUCUGAAGUGCAGGUCACAUGGAUCUGCUGUCCUAUGAAAUUCUAGAACCAGAGAGUUCAUUAAAAAUUGCUAAAUUUUCUUUUUCAACUGUUGGGAAUUACAUCUCGCUAGUAUUAGUUUGAGGAAUUGUUGAAAAACUCAUGUUUUCUUUUAUUUCUUCUUAGACAAAUGUCUCCAGGUGACAAAUCUGUACCUGUGUUAAUGGAUUGCAAUUAUGUACAUUUUGAACAGGAGGUUGGCAUGCUCAGUAGAAACAACAAUCACCUGUUCAGUAGGAAAGUCUUAUCCACAUGGGUGACCUGCAUUAUCAGAAAUGACCAUGAUGAUUCUGUUGGGAAGCCCACCUAAGAAUUCAAAUGCUCCCCUGUGUGCUGAAUCUUAUAAAUCAAUUACCAUGUGUUAAUAAAGAAAAAAACAACACCCAACUAGCUUUUUCAGCCAUCUGACAUAGCCCCAUGGGUCCCCUUCUGCCAUCUACAGUGCUCCAUAAGUAUCAGUAAAAUGAUGUAUUUCAUCCCUUUCAACUUCUGUCUUUGCAUGAAAAUAACUAGCAACAGGUAGAAACUAAAGGCUGGCUCAUUCAUACCUAUGACUUCAUUUCUCUGCACUUGUUUUCUGUAGUCCGCUGAUGGCUGGAAAUUGAGCUGAGUCAAUUGAAAACUAUUGCUUUUGAGGAAUGACCUCUCUAUGGUGUAAUAUUUGUCUUGGACCAUUUGCAGAUGUAGAUCAUUUGAUGUUGUAAUCAUCCAGUGAAAAAUAGGUCUGUGCAAACAUAGCCAAUAGACAUUUGAGACAAGGGCUAGCCUUAAGCAGGUAGGCAUUUCUGAAGCCACUGCUGUGUUUUGCAGAGCAUUCCAUUAUUGUUCCACAACCACUGCAGGGCUAAGUACUGUGCUUUGUUCCAGGCAAGUCCACCUCCUCUGUCCUGAUGAGUUGCACUCCAUCAGUCACCUUGAUCUCAUAACUGACCCACAGGAGCUCCCUAUGUGUCCCUUGCUUGCUCUCCUGAAGGGUUUCCCCAUUCACUGCCCUGCAGCAGUUCUGUUCACAUUUCUUUGCACCUACAGAGUGGUCCCUCCAUUGAAGUGAAUAGGGAGCCUGCGGAGGUAACGCAGCACAGACCAAGUUUGGGGUAGAGCAUGUCACAUGGUCUUGAAUCAUUUGAUUAAGAACAACAACAAAGAAAGAUUUUCCAGGGCACAACUGUAUGUAAAAUGCCAGCAUCCUAAGAGCCCCCUAAGCUGUUAAACUCAAUCCUUAAUGUUUUACAUCUGAUAUCUGUUCCUUUGUUUUUGUAUCAGUCUUGUCUUACUGUCUGUGCAAAAUUUCAGAACAAGAUUUAGUGUUCUUUCUCAGUUGUCAAGAAAAUGAAUUAUGAGAGAAAAGUGAGGGUUUUGUUUGAGCUUUAAACAACCAGGGAUUACAUUAUUUUUUUCACCCACUCAAGGCACACGAUCACUGUUGAGCAUAAGCAGUCCCAUAAAACUGCAUAUUGACAGUCCCAAAAUCUCUCUGGGUUUUUGUUUUUGUUUUGCAUUUUGGCUGAUAAUUUUUCAUAGUCUUGUUGCAAUGUUAUUGUCUUCAUUUUAGUACUGUGAGUCACUCCUACCUACAGAAGAUGGCAUGUUUUAAGGCAAGACAUUGCAGUAGACUUAAACAAGAGAAUUUCCGAAUUACCAAAAUACUCAACUGCUUGCAAAAUAAAUGUGUUCUUAUCACUCAGCACUGUGGGACUUUGAGUGUGUGUGUUUAUAAUGUUCCUGUUAUUCUUGUGUGCUUUCAUCAUUAUUAAAACAAAUUGCACAUA